Xyrauchen texanus (razorback sucker) is the source of this 3311-nucleotide messenger RNA. Its product is annotated as sphingomyelin phosphodiesterase-like. Bases 371 to 2251 code for a protein of 626 amino acids. Gene Ontology annotation, molecular function: acid sphingomyelin phosphodiesterase activity. Gene Ontology annotation, biological process: sphingomyelin catabolic process; ceramide biosynthetic process. The record is from RefSeq and is a predicted model, not a curated record. Lineage: Eukaryota; Metazoa; Chordata; Actinopteri; Cypriniformes; Catostomidae. The transcript is spliced from 6 exons. Gene Ontology annotation, cellular component: lysosome.
UUGACAGUUACGCUCUUUCCUAAAUCAAAAACGCGAUUUUUUUGAAAAUCAUAGAAGAUCUCUGGUUUCGGAAGGCAGCAGAUCAUGUGAGCAGUCAGCUGAAGCUAUUUAAAUUCAUCAGAUAUCUCCGGGCAUGAUGCAGUGUGUUGUGAAGGCAUACAGCUGUUGUCUUAUCAAAAACAAUUCCGUGUUUACAGUUGCUAAAGAACACGGCGAUGUUUGGUGUUAUUCGUGUUUGGUGCCUCCUGCUUGUUUCCACAGACACUCUGUUACACUUAUUUCGCAGGGUUUGAUCAAUCAAGGUUAAAAACCUAUUUCUGUCAUCGGUCGAGACUUUGUCUCUGAAUGGGGCAAGCGACUGAAAACUAACAUGUAUUGCAGUGUUGCUAACCGCGUCGAUGUCGUCGCCAUGAAGUUUUUAGGGUUCGGGCUGUCCACUGAUGUUUUCAUAGUCUGGAUAUUGCUUUCAGUGCCAUUGGCUUCUUCAUAUCCUCUUGAAGGAGGAACAGAUGGACCCGAGCUGAGGUUCGUGGAUCUGAUUGAUCAAUUUAGGGCCGGAUUCAACUGGCGAAACGUCUCCUGCGCGACGUGUAAAGUCAUCUUCAGCACUGUUGAUAUUGCGCUGCUGAGUGACAGAAACAUGGAGCGUGUGGCACAUGUUGUUGGAGAGGCCUGUGUCAGACUGCACCUGUACGAUGCGCAUGUAUGCCGAGAUAUCACUGAGCUCUUCCGAAAAGAUUUAAUCCGUGCACUCCAGGAGUCCUUCCUCUGGCCUUGGGAGGCCUGCGCCCUACUUGUGGGUCCUGCAUGUGGUCAUUUUGACAUCUAUGCCACCUGGAAUGUAACCCUUCCACAGGUGCCCAAACCCCCAAUUACACCGCCCACCCCUCCCAAACAGGGCUCUCCAAAGAGUAGGAUCCUCUUCCUCACGGAUAUCCACUGGGAUGCGGAAUAUGCAGAGGGCAGCGUUGUCAAUUGCCAAGAACCGCUGUGCUGUCGUAAUGAAUCUGGGCAGGCCAGUUGGAAGCACCGUGGUGCCGGAUACUGGGGCACCUAUGGCAGUUGUGAUCUUCCUCUACGUACGGUGGAGAAUCUGCUCCAAAACGUAGCCAAAUCGGGGCCUUGGGACUGGGUGUACUGGACUGGAGACAUUCCAGCACACAACGUUUGGUCUCAGACCAGAGCUCAACAGCUGAAGGAGCUCACAACUAUCUCUAGACUUGUCCUGAAAUACCUUGGGCCUAAUGUGACCGUGUACCCUGCGGUGGGAAAUCACGAGAGCACACCAGUAAAUAGUUUUCCACCUCCGUUUAUGCAUGGGAACUGGUCUUCCCGAUGGCUGUAUGACACCAUGGCAAAGGAAUGGGCCCAAUGGCUACCAGAGGAUGCCCUGGAGACAAUUCGGCGUGGUGGGUUCUACACCGCAGAAAUAGAGCGAGGUUUGAGAGUGGUGUCUUUGAACAUGAACUUUUGUGCAAGAGAGAACUUCUGGCUGAUGGUGAACUCCACAGACCCAGCAGAUCAGCUCCAGUGGCUUGUUCGCAUACUACAAGAGGCUGAGAACAAGGGAGAGAAGGUCCACAUCAUCGGUCACAUCCCACCUGGACUCUGCCUGAGCAGUUGGAGCUGGAAUUACUACCAUAUAGUCAACAGGUAUGAAAGCACCAUAACUGGUCAAUUCUUUGGACACACGCACUGCGAUGAAUUUCAAAUGUUCUAUGAUGAGGAAACAUUAAGCCGUCCACUAAGUGUGGCUUUCAUUGCUCCAAGUGUCACCACAUUUGAAAAUCUGAACCCAGGAUAUCGUGUGUAUUACAUUGAUGGAAACCACCCAGGCAGCAGUCGCAUGGUUUUGGAUCACGAGACCUUUAUUCUUAACCUCACACUUGCCAACAACCAACCGGAAAGACCAGCUAUACCCACAAAACCUGAUCCAAACCCAUCAUGGACUUUAUUGUACCGUGCUUCUGAAGCCUACGGUUUUUCCACCCUCUUCCCAACAGACUUGGACCAUUUAAUCAAAGUAUUCCUUAAUGAGGACCAUGUUUUUCAGCAAUUCUGGUACUUCUAUCAUAAAGGUUAUGUGUCUGAGCCCUGCACGGACACUUGUAAGAAAACACUCAUUUGCUUCCUGCAUAGUGGACGGGAUGACCUUCUAACGCAAUGUGACGUACUACAUAGGAAAACAAUGUGUUGUUCACCUGGCCCGAAACAAUGUCCUGUUAGUGCCAAAAUAGCCAUUGAGCACUAAUGAAUUUUAAGGCAUAGUUCAGCCAUAAAGUAAAAUUGUCAACAUUUAGUCACCCCCAUGUUGUUGGAUGACUUAUUUCUGUGCAAAACAAAAAGAGUCCUUAACUCAUCUCUUUUGUGCUCCAUGGAAUAAAGUCAUAAGGGUUUAGAUAACAUGUAAAUGACAACAUUUUCACUUUUUGGAGAACUAUCCUUUUAAUAUCAAGCCAACAUCACAGGCACUCUUAUUUGGUACUUCCAUUUAGAUUUUUUUUUAUUUGAUUAUUUCUUUUUGUAAAAUUGUAGCAUUUGAGUCAUUUGGUGGCAUGGCUGUUUGUGUUUGAGAGAUUAUCCAACUGUCUUGCAGAUUGUCAUUACUUUUACUGUAGCUAAUGCCCAUUCUUGGUAUUCAAUGUCAUGAGGUAUGUGGUCAAGAAAAGUAAAAAAAUGUCACCUUACUAGGGGAAGCCAAAGGUUAAGUCAGCAAUUCUCGGUGAAGACAUUUGUAAUUUAGAGCAGAGACCCAGUAUACAGAGAAAAUGUGUUGGUUGAAAAUGGAACGUACUAACGUCACAACUGAAUCAUAUGGUGUGUUAGUAUCUUUUGAAAAGGUUCCUUACUAACCACAACUGCUCAAAUUUUGUCUUCAUUCUCACUGAUCUGUUUUGUUUGCGUCACUGUGAACAGUGUUCAGUGUGUUAUUUACUGCACACUGAAGCCUGUUCGAGGCAAAUUGGUUAAGAUUACAAUUUGUUGAUUCAUCCCAUGUCGUCAUAUACACACACACACACUUUGUUUUUAUUGGUCAAGAAUAAUAUCCAAACAGAUUCUAUUGAGAACAAAAACUUCCUUGUUUAACUAAACUUCCUAACAUUUUAUAUUUCCUAUUGAUGCACUAAAGCUGAAGAAAUAAAUAACCAUCUUCACAAAUGCUUGUGUGAAAACAUCUUAUGUGCCUAAGACUUUUGCACAGUACUGCAUAUACUGUGACUUUUUGAAUGUUGAAGUCAUUAAUUAACUGAUGCAGGUUUUGAUGAUUGAAUAAAUAAAUAUUUUGCAAGUUAAGUGUGUUGACUUGCCAA